CGGCCGGUGCGGGCGGCGCGUCGGACGAGCGGCGCCGCCUGACUGACCUGGUCACCUGGCCUGGUCGAGCCUCUGGCCACCAUGGGUGUCGCCGAAACUGUGCACCGCUCCGCCUCGUGCCCGCCCAAGAAGAAGUGGAUCAACGCGUACAAACAAGACGAGGACAGUCGCGAUGACGUCACGCUCGACACGCCGGCCAGCCGACGGCCACCGCCGCCGCCGCCGCCGCCACCGCCUCCUCCGCCGGCGGGCCGCCCCUCUCGAUCGCCCUCCUCGUUCAUCGCCACCCACCACAGCUACGUGCGGUCGCCGGCCGUGGCGCCGCCGCCGGCCGUCGGCCCGCCGCCACUCGGCUCGCCCGAGCCGCGCAACGGCGCACUCUCCGCCGCCGCCGCCGCUGCUGCCGCUGCCGCCCUGCCGGCGCCAGCUUACCGCUACGACAGCGCAGACGACAUCCAGGAGCGGAAGGCGCGGGUCAGUGCGGGCACGCGCGAGGUGCACAACAAGCUGGAGAAGAACCGCCGCGCUCACCUGAAGGAGUGCUUCGAAACGCUGCGCCGCCAGGUCCCCGUGCUGGACGACAAGCGCACCUCUAACUUGGGCAUCCUUCGCGGCGCGCUGCGCUACAUCGGGACGCUGAAGCGGAAGGAGCGCGAGUGUGAGCACGAGAUGGAGCGCCUGGCGCGCGAGAAGAUCGCUAACCAGCAGCGGCUGGCGCAGCUGAAGCGCGACCUCAGCGCCAAGUGGGACCACAUCGACUUCAGCACCCUGCUGCCGGACGGCGCCGCCGCCAACGACGACUCCAACUCGACGCUGUCGGCCUCCGAGCGGCUGGACGGCGACUCGUACCAGGAGAGCCCGGAGCGCGAGGAGGUGGGCGGCGCGGCGUCGCCGGAGCCACGGCGGCGCGCGGCCGAGCGACCGGCUGCCGCCAGCCCAGCCUACCUCACCGGCCACUCGUCCGGCUACUCGUCCAGCUCGCCGACGCCGGCCGGCCUGGCGCGCCUUGCCGCCAUGGCCUCCAGCCAGCAGAAGCUGCUCGUCACCACCGGCCACAAGGUGUCGGUGGUGCACGCGGCCGGCGGGGUGUACGUGCCGGUGACGGCGCUGCCGGAGGCGGGCCGCGCGGCGCCCACCAUCUCGUACGUGGAGCAGCCCCUGGACGCCUCCCGGAAGGCGCUCGUGCUGGAGACGGUACCGGGACACAUCGCCAACGUGCAGGUGAGCGGCCGCGGCCGUCGGCUGGCGGCUGCUGGAAUCUGA
Molecule: messenger RNA, 1263 nt
Organism: Pollicipes pollicipes
Lineage: Eukaryota; Metazoa; Arthropoda; Thecostraca; Pollicipedomorpha; Pollicipedidae
Product: max-binding protein MNT
Exons: 8
Coding region: 82-1263 (393 amino acids)
Biological process (GO): regulation of transcription by RNA polymerase II
Molecular function (GO): DNA-binding transcription factor activity, RNA polymerase II-specific; protein dimerization activity; RNA polymerase II cis-regulatory region sequence-specific DNA binding
Source: RefSeq, a predicted model, not a curated record